UGACUAUCGCGCCGGAAGAGAAGAAGGUCCUUUUCCCAGCCAUCUUGUGGCUUCACCUAGCGAAGUGUUCGCACCAAGCCUCGUAGAAUCGGAGGAGAAUCCUGCUGAAGGGGCGCCAUCAUGCCCGGACAAAUGCAAGAAGGUUUUGGCUGUGCCAUAACCAAUCGGUUCGACCAUUUAUUAGACGAUGAGUCGGAUCCGUUCGAACUGAUGAAGCUUGCUGAAGUGAAGAAGAAGAAGGAGGCUGCUGCUCCUGGUGCCGCCAAGACCGCAGCACAGGCUGCCAAACACCCGAAGAAAGAGUCCCAGAAAGACCGAAAGGUCCCACUAACCGACAAGAAGGAAGAGACACAAGCGCCAGUGCCACUCAAGAAAGAGGGUGCCGGUAUGAGGAGAAUGGGUCGCAAGCCAGAAGGUGAAGGGCCCAGACCCCAGGGCGGCCAGGGAGAAGGGCGCCCCCCCACAGACAGACGGCCAGUGGACAGGCGGCCCCCUCGUCGCUUUGAGAGGCCUGCUGGUGAUGCUGCAGAGAAACCUGAGGGUGGUGAAUUCUCAGUGGAAAAGCCCACUGGUGACAGGCCGAUGAGAGGACGUGGCGGCAGCAGCAGCAGCGGCGGCAGAGGAGGCCGUGGAGGCAGAGGACGUGGUAUGGGUCGCGGUGACGGCUUCGAUUCCCGAGGAAAGCGUGAAUUUGACAGACACAGUGGCAGUGACCGAUCUAGUCUGAAGGGUGAGGAGAAACGUGGUGGAAGUGGAUCUCACAACUGGGGAACCGUCAAGGAUGAGCUUAAUGAGCUUGACCAAUCAAACGUCACUGAAGAAACCCCUGAAGGAGAGGAGCAUCCACCUGCUGACUCUGAGAACAAAAGGGAGAAUGAGGCCGAGGAGGUAAAGGAAGAAGGCCCCAAGGAGAUGACGCUGGAUGAGUGGAAGGCCGUGCAGGACAAGGAGAGAGCUAAGGUUGAAUUCAACAUCCGUAAAGCAAAUGAGGGAGCUGAUUGGAACAAAGGAUUUGUGCUGCACAAGUCCAAAGUAGAGGCCAAGAAAGGAGUUCUGAUUGACCCUGAGGUUGAGGAGCCAAAGCCGGUAGAGGGUGAUGAGCACCACUUCCGUAAACCAGCCAAUGACAUUACGACCCAGCUGGAGAUCAACUUUGGAGAUCUGGGCCGCCCAGGCCGCGGACGUGGAGGACCACGUGGUGGCCGGGGAGGUCGUGGACGUGGUGAGGUCAUCAGGCCGGUCCGCGCACCAAGGACUGACAAGUCAUCUGUGUCUGUGCCCAAUGUGGACGACCCAGAGGCCUUCCCAGCCCUGGCCUAAGCCCCAGCUGCUGUUCCUCAGGCCUACAGGAGCCUCCUGAGCACCUCCACUACGAGGCUUGCAUGUUCCUGGAUCCUUCAGCAAAGUCAAAUGAUGGAGAAGACUGUCAUUAACUAUGACACUCAAUGUGAGGACUGAGUUUUACCCAAUAAAAACAAAACAAAGAUGGAAAAAAAAAAACAAAUUAAGAAAAAAAAAGAAAAGGACUUCUUGCUACCCUGGAGCAACUUAUUGGUAGAGGUUUUGUACUUGGAAACAAAGUAGCAGGGGUGUUUUCAUACAGUAUUUUUUUCAGAGGUUAUGCAUUGUCCAUUGAUAAAUUUUUGUAAUUGCUGCUGAAAAUAUGCAUUUUGAAAUGUAAGCAUAAGAUUAUCUUUUAGCUUGGUGUGUGCCAUUGCUUGCUUGCUUUUAAAAUAAGCACUGCAGAGCCACAGCUCGAGCUCCUGAGCUCUGCCACACCAGCUGUUUCUGAAGUUACAGCUUCAGUCAUUGAGAUUUAAGGAUUUUUUUUCUUUAGCACUGGGGUAUUGUUUUAUAUUUUAUACAGGAGGUCUAUUCUUGUAUGAUCUUCGGCCUGUAAAUCUUGACUAUUUUCAUAAAUUCUUUCAGUGACUGUAUUUCACAUGGUGCAAAUACGACACGCCCCUUGAUGUUUGAUCAAGUGAUUACUGUCAACAUUUGAAUUCAUUGAUGAAAUGGUGCCUCGGUCUGUAUUAAGGUAAUAUUUUUACUUGAAUAUUUGUGAGGAGGAACUUAAGGUCAUUUAGGAGAAACACACCGGUGAUUACGCCACGACAUCUAUAUUGAUCAUGAGUCAGCUAGAUUUCUUUGAAGUGGAGUUAUUCCACGGGUUGUGUUUUACCUGUAUUUUAGGGUGCUGUUAAAAAUCUGAUCCUCCUCGCCCAUUUCACCUCUGAUAGUCACCAUGUGAAAGUCAAAGUCUGUUUUUACUUCAGAGUGAUACAGAGGGGAAGUGUCUUUACACAGUCGAGAUGUCCUCCCUCAGACCUUCUCCGACUGUUUACACACUCCACUCGAGCGUCCUUCCACAGAUGUAAACUCGGCUCAGCGUCAGUUUUUUUCUGCUGUGUUCUGUGCUGAUCUUUUCCUCCACUGUUGACUCGCCCUGUAGCUUUCACAGUGGCACCACUGCAUAAUUGCUCUGAAAGAAAUACAGUCGUUCAUUGUGUCGAACAACUGAAGUGCUCUACAGAUGUGUGAAUUCUAGCCCUGCUAUUAGAGACCUCUGUCAGUAAAUAAAGAUGGUCGAUAAA
Molecule: messenger RNA, 2594 nt
Organism: Solea senegalensis (Senegalese sole)
Lineage: Eukaryota; Metazoa; Chordata; Actinopteri; Pleuronectiformes; Soleidae
Gene: serbp1a
Product: SERPINE1 mRNA binding protein 1a
Exons: 9
Coding region: 121-1320 (399 amino acids)
Cellular component (GO): cytoplasm; nucleus
Molecular function (GO): mRNA 3'-UTR binding
Source: RefSeq, a predicted model, not a curated record